GUUCCCCAGUAUGCUCUAGAGGUCUCCAAGGACAGCCCCGUGUACUCAAGAGCACCCUAAAGUACUCCCAGAGCUUUGUGGUGUGCUGUACGAUGCCUCAUAAUGGCAGUGAGCGAACAAAUAAAGAAACAGAUGAUUCAGACCCAUAAAUCAGAAUACAACUAAACCAGAUGAAAACUGAAGUCCAUUUGCAAUUUGGGAAUACGCAGAGUAGUGACGUAUCUUGAUGUACUGCAGGCAUUACUUUGGCCAUGCUAAAUAAAGCUGUAAUAGCUGGCACUGCAGGAUGUUUGCACGUUGCUAGCAUCCGGCGGCCUGAUCUGUAGGUGGAGGGUGGAGGAAGUUUGAUAUGCAAAUGACUUCUCUGUUGGGUCAAUCUGGAGGAUAUAAAUAUUGACAGAAUUGUAUCAAACAGUUCACUACAAAAUCACCCUCUCCAAAGAAAAAUGGAAUUAUUUUACGGUCUGACAUUAAUAGCAGGAAUUCUACUUGCUUUUUUAUUAUUGAUUUUAAUUGAAGCCUCUUAUCAUUCCUUCAAGGCAAAAAUUCCUCCUGAAGUUGACCAGCCAUCAAAGCUCAGCUUCUAUAAUUGGCUUUUUACUAUGGUUGAAAUUCUGGCAAAUAAAUCGGCGAGUUUGGGUAUCUGCAAGAAGCACGUACUUAUCAGGAUGUUUUCUAACGGACUGAGGGCAUGGAGGGCUUCAGAGCUCCUCAUAAAGGAUCUGCACUUUGGUGAGGUGCCAGUGAGGAUCUACCUCCCAAGAUCACCAUCUGCCAGCAAACGGAGAGGAGUCGUCUUGUUCCAUGGAGGAUGUGGGAUGUACGGAAGCAUAAAAAGCCAUGAAAGAAUAUGCCAGCACAUAGCCAAAAAGUCUGAUUCCGUGGUGGUGUCAGUUGGGUACCGCUUGGCUCCUGAGCACAGUUUCCCAACCCAAAGCUUGGACUGUGUCACUGCCACCAUCCACUUUUUGAAGACUGCCAAGAACUACGGCGUGGAUCCCGAUCGGAUCAUUGUAUGUGGGGACAGCGCAGGGGGCACUUUUGCAACAACUGCUUGCCAAGAACUUGUGAACAGAACAGACAUCCCGAAGAUACGUGCCCAGAUCUUGAUCUAUCCAUUCCUCCAAAGCUUGAACUUCAACCUGCCUUCUCAUCAGAAGAGUGCUUCCAUUGGCUUGCUGUCCCUGGAACGGAUGGUCUGUUUCAUUCUGAUGUACCUGAGAAAGGAUUGCUCUUUGAUGGAAGCUGUCUUGGCAGGUUCUCACGUUCCUGAGAGCAUGAAUUUGAAAUAUGGGAAAUGGAUAGAUCCAGAUCUUAUCCCAGAGAAAUUUAAACAGGACUACAAGCCACCAUUACCUGCCUCAUACAUACCCCAGGUCCAUGAGGAAACGAAAGAAAUGUUUGAGACAAGGUUUUCACCACUCUUAGCAGAAGAUGCUGUUGUUGGCUGCCUACCUGACACCUGUAUUAUCACCUGUGAGCACGAUGUGCUCAGGGAUGAUGGGCUGCUGUACAAGAAGCGGCUGGAAGACAACAAUAUCAAGGUGACCUGGCACCACAUUGAAGAUGGCUUCCAUGGUGUGCUGUGCUUUUUGGGUUAUGGCAUUUUCUCUUUUCCCUCAGCAAGUAAGAUAAUGGAUCACAUUGUAAACUUUAUAAAAGGCUGUUAAAAAUGUCUCCUUCAAUACACUGAACUACUAUGCA
Molecule: messenger RNA, 1704 nt
Organism: Tympanuchus pallidicinctus (lesser prairie-chicken)
Lineage: Eukaryota; Metazoa; Chordata; Aves; Galliformes; Phasianidae
Product: arylacetamide deacetylase-like 3
Exons: 4
Coding region: 447-1670 (407 amino acids)
Cellular component (GO): membrane
Molecular function (GO): carboxylic ester hydrolase activity
Source: RefSeq, a predicted model, not a curated record